CUCAGUGCUAGCAGAGUGAGCUGGACCUGGUGGCCGAGGCAUGGGAUGUGCUGGAUUACAACUAAUGCUGGAAUCGGUGGUUUUCAGCAACGCUGCUGCACCACGCUGGAGGAAGAGGGUUGUCCCAAAAGAUGCACUUUCCUUGGAGCCAUCCAGAUGGGCUGGUACAAAGAUACUGCUUCUGUAAAAAAAGUUCAGGGGAAAAAAAAAAAGCUCCUCCAGUGUUGUUUCCUGCAAAGACCAUUCUUAAGAGCUCGUUGGACAGCGCAGGACUCUUGAAGUGAUAGCUAAUUGGUGAAAGAAAGGCCCUGAUUGUCUUGAGGGAGCUGGAAAGUGCUGCGUGUGCUGCUGAAAGGGACUAGGGAGAAGGUGCCUGGUUUCGCUGAGCAGCUGCUGCUGGAGAUGUUUGGAGAUUACAUCAGCAUUGGAAAAGAGGGGCCAAAAAAAAAAAAAAAGUCCAACUUCACAGAGACGGAGUUUAUGGAGGUUUUUUUCUCCCUUCCAAAGGUCUUCUGACAAUACUGUCAUUGUCAAUAUAAGAGUUGUUAAUUCUUUAUGAAUAGCACAUGGGGCCUCUUGACUAAAUAGUACGUUACAUGUCCCAAAUCUGUCAGCUGGACUCUUCUCUCACAUGCUAGUGAGAUCACUUUGAUUGGAAUGUUAGAGGAAUUGCUGGGCUGGCCAUGCAGAACUGAAUACUGCAUUAUAUAAUUAGAUCUCCCAGAGUAUUUUUUUUCACAUUACCUCUUUAUGCUAGCUUAAAUAUGGAAUCAGUCCUUUUGAUGGUUUUACUGGUUGUAAUUAUAUUAAUACGAUUCAUUUUGUGGUCCUGUCUUAGUGCUUAUAUAGAUUAUAAACUGUCCCAAAGGUUUCCUGGCACAAAAAAAGAGGACUAAGAGACUUCAAAAGGCUCGUUCAGGUUUGAAUUGACAAUGGGGAGAGCUGGGUAAGGUAAAUGGAGCUAGAGCAGCUUUUACCUUGGGAUCUGAUGAGAGAGAAAUGACCUCUUGAGACUGCAGCUGAGUGAAGAUACUUCAGAAAGCCUUAUGCUGACAGAGGGGAAGGAAUGACAACUGAUUGAGUCAAAUGACUUCCUAUCCAACUUGGGCAUGAAUUUGCUGUUGGGAACAGACUUGUGGACUUCUGCCAAUUAAAUGGUGUGGACAGGCUGGAAGGAACCCUCUUGCUGGGCAGUCCAAGAGUGCUCAGUGUCCACAUGCCACACUGUGGGCUGGCAGGAGCAGAUUUUUACCUGGCUGGUUGAUCUGUUACCAAAUUCCUCAUGGCUCUUCCCAGCCAGUUAGAUCUGAAACUGACUGAAGGAUUUUGGCUGAUCACAACCUGUCAAAUAUCCACAUUUCUUAGCAAGUGAUGUAUAUGUGUACCAGUACAAGGUGGAUACCGCUGGAAUAAUCUGUUCCAUGGAAGACAGAUUUGUGUCUCAGAGGAUGUCUGAUGGACUCUGGCUGUGCUUCAGCACCAGCAACGGGUGGGGUGACAACACGAGUGAGUUUUGAUACCAAAGCCCUGCAAGUGACCUUCAUGUCUAGCCUGAAAUAAGCACCCUACAAGGACACUGAAGGAUUUGACUACUUGCCCAAGGACAAUGUGACUUCGGAUUUCGUGGUUUAACUUACGUGGCAAAAGGAAGCAAAUUUUUUCAAAUGAACUGUCUUCUUUAAAAACAGGUGUUGUAUCAAGUCAAACAACCUAAAUCUUACUGCAACUCAGUGUAAUACUGUCAUUAAGAAUUGAAUUUUUCUACAGUAAAGAUAGGAAAUUCAUAUUAACUUGCCCAAGAAGUGCACUAUCCUUGGCCUAGUCACUCUUUAAUUUUUUUUAAAUCCUUUUUUUGUUUCAUCAUUUUCUAUCUCAUGUGAAAGGGAAGGUUACCACUUCAUAUACUUAUUUUUAAAUCUCUCAGUAGCUCACAUGAUGAUAUCAGAGUUCAUCUAGAUAAAAGCCUACAGUAUUCUCAUACAGAGUUUCUGGCCCAUUCUUGACUCACAUACUCCUAAAGGCUUGUCAUUAGUAACUGCUCAUCAGCCCUUGCAAUUUUGUCUUUUAGAGCCUCCUAAAAAUCAGACAUGAGAGCUGGUAUGUGCUUAGGCAGUGAAGCAGGGUAAAUGUCAGGUCAAUUGAUUUCAGCAUCAGAUUUUAUUUAUGGUGGAUGACCAAUCUACAAAACAGCCUGUAAUGCUUGAAGGUGCAUGUCAUGGGCUUGAAAUCCUGCCAGACAACAAUAAAUUAUAUGUAAAUGUAACUAAGCCCUUGUCUGUUUCUCUGAUUCUUAAUUUUAAUGAUAGUUCUGUCCAUUUUUUGUUUCUCCAACACCACCAAACCACAAAAGGAAAGUGGGAUGUUGUCUACUUGAUGUGCCGACAUACCUUUUAUAAUGAG
This is a messenger RNA of Motacilla alba alba, 2400 nucleotides long. It is a transcript of the gene SMIM38, whose product is annotated as small integral membrane protein 38. The record is from RefSeq and is a predicted model, not a curated record. The coding region runs from base 765 to 896 and encodes 43 amino acids. The transcript is spliced from 2 exons. Lineage: Eukaryota; Metazoa; Chordata; Aves; Passeriformes; Motacillidae.